This is a messenger RNA of Orussus abietinus, 9346 nucleotides long. Its product is annotated as diacylglycerol kinase eta. The transcript has 26 exons. Bases 779 to 5821 code for a protein of 1680 amino acids. Gene Ontology annotation, molecular function: ATP-dependent diacylglycerol kinase activity; protein binding. Gene Ontology annotation, biological process: lipid phosphorylation; intracellular signal transduction; diacylglycerol metabolic process. Lineage: Eukaryota; Metazoa; Arthropoda; Insecta; Hymenoptera; Orussidae. The record is from RefSeq and is a predicted model, not a curated record.
GAGUGAUGCGUCGCGUAUACGGAAACCGAAGGAGAUAACCAGGUAGAACCACCAUCUUGGCAUUCCGCGUCGUCUGCACGGCGCUCGAAUUCUCGCGCCCCCCACCGCGUCUCGGUCACCCUCUAUCGGCCGCCCUAACGAAGUAGCCUCGUAUACGCGACGCCUCUCAAGGGACUAUCUACAUCUACGUGCUCGCAGAUGCGAAGGGGCCGGCUCCGCGCGAAGACCUCGACGAAGAAACCUCAACAUUCCCCGGAGGGUCGCAGAAAGUCGGACACCAUGUUCGUCGAGUUCAGGGACCGCGGGUCCUUCGAAUCCUGGAGGAGAAGCCCGGAACUUCGGCGCGAGUUUCCGGACGAGAGUCUUCUACCUGGAGAAAUCCGAACGAGGGGACACCACCGAGGCGCCGCGAAGAUUCCUCAGUUUUAAUGUUUAACGCGUAACGCGUGAAAGUCGCUUCCAGCGGGGAAGAGCGAAGAAGACGUCGCGGAGAUCCUGGAGAAAUGGGAGGAGAAAAUGCGGAGAUCCGGGACACUCGAGCUGUCCACGUUCUGGCUGAAUUACCAACUGCGGGAACCGCUUUCGAAGGGCCUGAAAGGCUCGGCGACACUCUGGAAUAAAUCCGGAAGAGGCGCGGACAAUCGGGCACUCUCGGCCCUGAUCGGUCGGCGACAAAGGACGUCCUCGAGGGGUCUUCUUUGACGGAGGACCCGGGAUAGCCAAGAAUGCGAGCUUUUGCGGCUGAAAGGAGAUAGCGGGGUGUUACAUCUCCCCGGGAAUGGCGUCCUUGCUCGAGGAGAGCCGACCGGAGUCGACCGAAGGGGAGGAGAAUGGCGAGCUCUUCGAGGACGCGGCCGAAGGACUCGGCCAGGACCCGGGGGACGAGGACCUCCCGAGGGAAGAGACCGCCGAGAGCUCCGAGAGCGAGGCCGAGACCGAACCCGCGAAGAGCUUCCAUCGUACCCUGAGCACGAAUCGCAACAUCGAGAGCUCGAACGACUGCUCCAAGGAGGGAUACCUGAUGAAGCAGACCUGGUCGUUCCAGCGGUGGAGGCGCAGGUACUUCAAGCUCAAAGGCCGCACGCUGUAUUACGCAAAAAGCACCAAGGCCUCUGUAUUCGACGAGAUCGAACUGACUGACUUGACCUUCGCCGAAUGCAGCGUUAGAAACGCCAAUCACAGUUUUCAGGUGAUAACUCCUUUUCGGUCGCUGAUUCUCUGCGGCGAAAGCAGGCAAGACAUGGAGGACUGGUUGAACGCCUUGAGAGCAGCAGGGGAGAGUCGCUCUCAGGGAGACGCGGGAACUGCAGAGAUUCUUGGUGGCAAUCACAACUGGUAUGCUACCAGUCAUGCCAGGCCAACGUAUUGCAAUGUCUGUCGGGAUGCAUUAUAUGGUGUUACGUCUCAUGGGUUGAGCUGUGAAGUUUGUAAAUACAAAGUGCACAAGAGAUGCAGCGCGAAAGCAAUAAACAAUUGCAAGUGGACCACGUUAGCGUCAAUUGGCAAGGACAUUAUCGAGGACCAAGAUGGGAAUAUCUUGAUGCCACAUCAGUGGAUGGAAGGUAACCUACCAGUGUCUUCAAAAUGCGUUGUUUGUGACAAAACCUGUGGCUCUGUACUGAGACUUCAAGAUUGGAGAUGUCUAUGGUGCAAAGCCACUGUACACACUGCGUGUAGACCUGCCAUAAGUGUCAAGUGCCCGUUAGGACCAGCCAAAGUUAGCGUAGUACCUCCUAUCGCAUUACAUAGUAUAGGUAGCGAUGAAGCUUGGGAAGCAGUGAGACCAACUGGUUGCAGUCCACUCCUGGUAUUUGUGAACAGUAAAUCCGGUGACAAUCAAGGCAUUAAGUUUCUCAGAAGGUUCAAGCAACUUCUAAAUCCUGCGCAAGUGUUCGAUCUCAUAAAGGGAGGACCAGGACCUGGGCUAAGACUGUUUCGACAUUUCGACCCAUUCCGGAUUCUGGUCUGCAGUGGCGACGGAUCGGUCGGUUGGGUACUUUCAGAAAUCGAUCGGUUAGGAAUGCACCCGAAGCAGUGCCAGGUUGGAGUGCUGCCUCUGGGAACUGGCAACGACUUGGCUCGAGUUCUCGGUUGGGGUGCCUCUUGCGACGAUGACACCCAUUUACCUCAAUUGCUUGAAAAGUACGAGAAGGCUGGCACUAAAAUGUUGGAUCGCUGGAGUAUUAUGACCUUUGAGCGUAGCAUAUCGCUGCCUUGUCCGAAACUCUCCCCGAGUCGAACCGAUCCAACAUUGGACACCGCGACGAUGCACGAGUACGAAGACAGUGUGCUGAAUCACAUUACCAACAUUAUACAGUCAGACCAAGAAAAUGUCGUAAUAUCCAGUGCAAAAGUUCUGUGUGAAACGGUGAAAGAGUUUGCAAGGCGCUUACUAGAGGCUAGCAUGAAUACCGGGGACCAGCAGCUGGGAGAUAAGUCCGAAGUACUUCGGCAGAAAUUGGAUCUGCUUUUAGAAACUCUCCGUCGAGAGGAAAAUUAUCUGUCCGACAACAACGAAGAAAUAGAGGAACAUGGAACGUCGAGCAACAAUGCACAGGACCAAGAGAAAGGCUCCCUGGAAAAGCCCGAGAAGGACUUGUCAAACUUGAAGCGGGUUCGAAAGAGAAAAACCUUCAUCGAAAGAGAAGCAGUGGUAUCGAGAGCAAACAGUUUGAAGAGAGCUAUCAGAAUACUUGUACAGCACACCGAGACAGCUAUCGACGAACAAAACAGCUCAACGGAUGGAAGGCGAUCGGAUGGGGUACCUCAUGUAAUGAUAACUUCAGAGGACUCUUCGACCGCGAACAAUGUGAACGCUUCAGGUAGGAAAGGCCUACUGGACAUUCUGGGCUUGCAGUCCAGUAACGUAGAGAGCAUGGAGACGAUGCUGACAGUAGAAUCGGAGAGCAGCAACUAUGCCUCGCCAUGCCCUAGCCCGACACCCAAUCUGACAUCUUUGAGUCCGAUGCCAGAUUUAAGGAGGGAUUCUCAAGCCGAAGAAAUGUUGACAUUGCCCGCACCCGAUGGCUUUGCUGACAGCAGACGAAACAGUUCCAACCUACCGCAGGAGCCCUUCGCUUUCGAAGAACAAGUAGCGGAAGCUGCGAACAUCUUAUGUCAGGAUCCUCAAGUUACUGGACCAAAGGAGGAGAGACGACCCUCGGAACCCGUGCAGGUUGAAACCACGUCCGACAUCCAAGUGACCGUAACCGCUACCACGUUGGACACUAGUUCACCAUCAGAUGACACUACCAUGCAAGACACGAUGAUCUCACCUGACACCGAGUCGAUAAAUUCGCGUAACGUCUCACCGGAGUGUGCAAGAAAAUCAGAAUGCUGUACCAGAGCGGGAUUGUCGCGUGGAAGCUGCACCAAUAGUAUCGUCAGCUCCGACAGCACGGUGUCCGAUACCCUCGACUCGAAGAGCAUGGUGAAGAAUAGCGAGAGCGAGAUUGGUCACAUAGACAGCGACAUUCUGGACACGACAAAGCGGUCCGACAGCUCAGAGAUCGGGCACAUAGACUCUCCGGAAAAUUCGGACGUCUGUCCCAGCGACAUGCAGAACUCCGAGAGCAUCAUCGACGACCUGAGCUCGUUGGGCCAAGACUUGAUUAGCACGAUGCUCGGUGAGAAGUACGAUUCGGUCAGGGAAUGUCUGAUAUCGGACCAGGUCGAGAAGCCGAAGAAGUACUGCAGUCUGGCUCAGUUUGUUGAGGGGAACGACAUCGCGAGGAGAUCGUUUAAAAGGCCGGCCAAGACUCUCAUCAGGGAGAAUGAGAUCGAGUGGAAGCAGAAAAUCCUGGGGUCUAGCGUGGCAGGAUUCAAGUCACCUUCGAUAGAGUCUCUCAACUUCAAGGCGCCAAAGGAGGAGAAGACCUCUGACGUGCUCGGUCCAGUUUGCUGCUUCACGGUAACAUCGGAAAGCACUCCGGAAAAUAAAAAGUCUACGAACUUUCCGCCGACUAUUAGGGUCAUCGUUGACCCACCCAGUCCGUCGAUGUCGAUAAAGAGUUAUCACGAAACAGAUAUUGGUUACAAGUUGGAACCUCCAUGGCGACGUUACAGCGGUGGAACGAUGGAGAAGUUGAGUGUCGAACUACCAGACACUGGCUGUUCUCCGCAAGCUACCAGGCGAAUUAGCAGCGGGAGCCUUCUGAAAGCAUCCGAGGUCGUCUCCUUGGCAGCCAGUGCAGCGAAACUAGGUGGUUCGAACCUUAGUCUUCGGCACGAACGUGCAAAAUCGGUGGACAAAACCGAAGAUGUCAAGAAGCUUCCGAUAAUCAACCCCCUGGUUCAACUUCCCAUGUGGCCGAAUGUCAGCAGAGGCGCAGGUCUUAUUAGCCAAGCACUCCUUGCAAAUGCAGAUGCACUGUGUGCAGCGGUGUCUCCACUCAUGGAUCCGGAUGAAAGCCUGAUGGAAGGAUACUUCGAGCGCUGCGUCAUGAACAAUUAUUUUGGCAUUGGGAUUGACGCAAAAAUAAGUCUCGAUUUUCACCACAAGCGUGAGGAACAUCCGGAGAAGUGUCGAUCGCGCGCCAAAAAUUACAUGUGGUAUGGAGUCCUGGGCUCGAAACAGUGGCUUCAAAAAACCUACAAAAAUUUAGAACAACGAGUACAGUUAGAGUGCGAUGGUCAAAGAAUACCGUUGCCUUCGUUGCAAGGAAUCGUGGUACUGAACAUACCGAGUUUCAUGGGUGGCACUAAUUUCUGGGGUGGCACGAAAGAAGGUGAUCUGUUUCUGGCUCCAUCCUUCGAUGACAGAAUUUUGGAAGUAGUUGCAGUUUUUGGCUCGGUUCAGAUGGCAGCUUCGAGGCUUAUUAAUUUGCAACAUCACAGGAUAGCGCAGUGUCAAACUGUCCAAAUUAAUAUUUUGGGCGAGGAAGGAGUGCCUAUACAAGUCGAUGGUGAAGCUUGGGUCCAACCACCUGGUAUCAUUCGGAUCAUUCAUAAGAAUCGAAUGCAAAUGCUCUAUAGAAAUCGAGCACUUGAAACUUCGUUGCGAGCAUGGGAAGAGAAACAAAGAAGUACGAUAUCUGCAGUGUCUCAGUCGACAUCAACACUGAGCAGUGCAUCGCAGUCUAACUCUCGGUCUCAGCUUCAGCUAGAAGGAAGAUCCUCUCAUCUAAGUGAAGAAGAGCAUGGCAUAUUGCUAGGAUUCAUCGAAGUCGUCACCACGCUUGUAAAGUGGGUGAAACUGCUAAUCAUAUCGCAUCCAAGUUUAGAACCUGAUUUGUACCAGAUUGCUGGAAGAACUGCCUUUGCACUCGAGAAGGUUCAUCCCGAUGGAAAAAUACUAGAAGGGCCCAGUUUAAGACCAGUCGUUACGGAGUUGGUUUCAUGUUCAAGACAACUGUACGAAGAGUCGUGUGAACUUCUUCGAGAUAAAGGACAUAAUUUGAGACUACGAGAGGACUUGGAGAGCAAACUGUCUCUGUCGCUAGCUGCCAUGGAACAAGAACUUCGGAAAUGUGUCUUCGACGAAGGAGGAAAUGGUCUGGUGUAUCUUCAGAGCGCCUCAACGGAUGAUCAGGCUGACAAAAAGAAUCGUCACCGAGGCUUGUUCUGGUUAAAGUUUCGUCGCUCUGGAGGGAGUUCAGCGAAUCACCCUGCAAAGGAGCAGGUCACGACUUGGGGGGUCCAGGAAGUUUGCCACUGGCUGGAGGGACUGCAGCUGGGCGAGUACACCGACAAAUUUAUCUCCCACGAUAUUCGAGGUAGAGAAUUACUCACUUUGGCGAGAAGAGACCUCAAGGAGCUCGGAAUCACAAAGGUGGGUCACGUGAAACGGAUCCUGCAAGCAAUCCACGAUCUGAACAAUUGAGGGGAUCGACAUCGUAUCGUGUACCGAUCCUGCAUACUACCGAUCUCGACAACCAAAAGCUACAAAGGAACCUCACGAUGACAGAAUUGUAACUCCAGUGCCAAAAUCUCAGUGGCUGCGGCAACGCCCAGGAAUGGACCUCGUCUUUGUAUCGUCGAAAGACCAGCUAAAUCGGAGCAACACGACAGAUAUUGCGAUGCCUUCUACCUUGACGAGGCGACUUCUUCGAACUAGGGAAAGCACUUGCCACUGGCAAUAACAUCGAUACGUGGUGUAUCGAAGCGAUAUGUACAAAUCAAGCUUUUUCAGCGGAGAAAAGGAUAGGAAGGAAAACUCGGCAGCUUCGCCGUAAAGCAAAGGAUGAGAUCGUCCCGAAAUUCAGCGCGUAAUCGUUUCUCCUGUGACUAGUGAGUACUGAUGAUGUUACGGUAUCUUCUACCGAGCAGGGUACCAUAACCUUGCUUAUGCUAACUCAUCUACAUCGCCUAUUCCACUUUGUUGGCAUAGUCAGAGUUUAGAACCACAGGUUCUCGUUGAUCUUAGGCACCGUCCGAGUGCGUGAUCUCUUUGUUGCAUAUCAGCGUUCCCUGCAUCGGCACAAAGGCAGUUAUGAUAGCUCGAAAGUUAGCAAAGACAUUGAUAUAAUUAAGGUUUAGUUCCUUUUGCGUCUUCAAAGCUGUUUAUUAUCUCUUUUGGCUUUCACCUAUGUAUUUAUUCCUACGGACAUAGUUUCCCUUCAAACUUUCACCCUCCAUCUCUCUCCUGAUGUUAACCGUUUAACUAGAGAGUCGAGGCCCUGUUUAUUAUACAAAGAGAGUUGUCGGUAAGUCGUAGAAUAAUUUCAAACUUCGGAUUAUUAACGCGACCCUUCUUUGGAUAGCUCGGUUCAAGUUGGACUUCGAGCUCCACGUAAGUGCAAUCUCAGAGAGAAGCUCAUAACUGCUUCGCUAAUACCACCGUUAAGGUACUCCUAGGGGCAAGGAAACCUAGCAUUAAAUUCUCAAAUCUUCCCGACUCGUAAUUUUAAGACGUUCGUACUUUUAAGAAUAAUUAGCCGGUAGGCUCACUAGAUCCUGAUCGAUUUUUUGAACCGUCUCUUGAUCCGACGAUUCUAAGGAAACCAUUUUCAUGCGUCUCGUUCCAGGUUUGAGCUUGACAGCUGUCUUGCAACGUCUUGAUUUCCCUUGGAAACUGAGCAUUACAUUUUUCUUAUCCUCCAUCACAGAGUAUUAACGAUAAGAACCACCGAUUGCACCGGAUUAAUCCACCCAACCAAAGACCAGUCUUUUGAGCGAGGUCAAAUGUUCUUGCAAGAGGGUUGCCAAGCUCGACGGUUGUUGUAGCUCUUAGUCUUUUUUAUGAAUCUCCAGUAUUGUAGAUAUUAGCUAGCUAUACGAGUACAUAGGAACAUAGAAGUAUUUAUCUAGCUCGGGCACGAUCGAAUGUUUAACGUUUCUAUCGAAUCGAUCCAAGGAAGCAAAUUUAGAUUAGGUCGUAGGGCUGUCAAAAGACAGGAAACCGGGGAGCGGCUGACUUCGCGGGAGUCGAAAACAAAGACGAGCAAUCAAACGACGGCGCAAUAAAGAAACAGUAUUUUUCUCUAGUGGGCUUUCCGAGCCUUUCAACGGCCACGGGGAAAAAAAAAAGAGGCGGUAUUUUCCGGAACUUCCUUUAGACGGUCUGUUCCCAGGGUCAUUCGAGGAUCUUUAAAACCAGGUACACGUUUUAUCCGAUAUUCAAGUCGUCCCUCACGAGUUACAAUAAUACCACGUCACGGGUACAUUUGUUGCUUAUGAAAAUGUUGAGCCAAAGGGUUGACGGUGUACAGAGCUUAAUUCGAAGUCUAAUCCGAGGAUUGUUACUAAGAGGUGCCGAGUGGAUAUCGUACUCGUAAAUAGGAAGAGCCUUCGCAUCUUUGCUAUAACGUUACGUGCACUAAAGUGCCUAAAUGUAUACUCAUAAUAUCUCUCCGCUUAAGACACUCUUACGAUGAACGAUUGCAAGAAACGAAGCAGGUUUCCUUCCAAUUGUUUGGAUUUUCUCACUCAUCCAUUGCGUUCUUCCUUAGGCAAUCCUUGCGUUACAAAUUCUAGGCACUAUCGAUCGGUGGCGGAAUAGAAAAAAAAAUAGAAAAGUACGUGCAAAGUACACCUCGAUUACCCUGCAAGUGAUUCAGAUUAUGGUCUUCGAAGUAUCUCGAGUAUCGGACGGUGAAUUGUAUCGGUGAAGAAGAAAAACCCACAGAGCCGCAAAUCCAGUUUCCGCGAGAGAACGAACAAGAGAAUCUGCAAGUGACCUUAUUUACGUCUACAUUUGGCUUCGAGAUCUCCGGGAAUUCGUGACAUAGUCGACAGUCUCGCUGACGGAAAAUGUACGGAACCUUUGUCGUAUGUAAGUCAUCGAAGAUUUCCGGUACUUCCCUCGAUUGAAAAGUGGGGAAACGCUCCGGAUUUUGGAUUUUUGGGAUUUCCGCGAUCUAAACUGCUCUACACUGUUAGAAAAAAAAAUAUAUGUAUAUAUAUAUAUGUAUAAUUUUAUAACGUCUUUUCGAAGGUUUAUUCAGACAUGGUAUCUUGUAACGCACCUUUAAGACUUAUGGUGUCUUAACUUUCCUACGCAAUUUCCCGAAGACUAUAAAUUCAUUUGGAAAUUUUGUAAUGCAUACCGAAUCGCUGUCGAGGCGUCGAAUUUAUGGUUUUAUUACAACCUCGUGUACCGAAAGUGGAUACUUUUAACAGUGUAGAGCACGCGUCGGAAACGGAAGACAUCGCCUCGCAAUAAGGCCGAUUUUCUAAGCAAGUAUGUAUAUCGACACAACCGCACCAACCGUAGGGUCCCUUUAAGCGACCCUCCGAUCCCAGUUGUAAUACGAACCAAAGAGACCUUAGCCGAUACACUUCGUCUAUAAAGUUGUUAAUUCUUACAGUUACACGUAUACAUUAAUUAUAUAUUAACGUAGAGAUGUAAGCGCUACAGGGGCGAGGCGUCCGGUCAGGAAAUUAGGAAACUAAUUUCCCGUCAGGCUGCGUUAUCAGAUUUGUAGUUACUACUUUAAGGUCGCCGCAAAGUGUGGGGCUCGAACGCUUUUACCUACGGAUCGAUAGAAUUCCACCCAGAAUUUCAUUUACUCAGAGCCGGAUAUUCUUUUGAACGGUGUCAGCGACAUUUUUAUUUCCGUGAUGGUUCCAUGCAACGAAAACGCCACGAUUUGACGAAGUAGCUUUGAAUUCUCGCCGUUUGCCUCCGAGGCGAGAAAGAACCAAGAGUUUCGUUGCAACACUAUAGGAAACGCGUUCGAGGGCUCCGGGAAGGAGGAAGAUAAAGUAACUCUUGCCUUUUCUAUAUAAUAAUAUAUAAUAAUAUAUAAUAAUACUUCUUAACCGUAAAGACACCUCAGCGUCCCUAUUUAAGAGGAUGUGAAAGUGGCAUCCGAAAAGUCAAUUGUUCGUGAAACUUAUUGCACAAACUGGGUGUACCAAAUCGUUUCAAACUUCACAACGUAAAUGUAGAGGCUAUAAGGAAGGU